AUGCAUUUGCAGUCCUUGACGGAUGCCGGCGUCAUUGGAGGUCCGUCAGUUGUCAGUCGGUGCCAGGACGUUGCGGCGAGCGGUCGUUAUGAUGUACUUAAUAAACGCGUACACAGUGAAAGUUCGCUAGAGAAAUGCGUGACAUGUGCGGGGGCGCAGGGCUACGACUACGCGUCCUCAUGCACGAGGCCUCACCGAACGAGGAGGGCGAGGCUGCCGGAGGUGCCUUGUGACCUGACGCAGCAGAGUUACUGCACCACGCCCGGCAGUAACUACCCCUGGCACGCUAUACGACGGUUCAUUAGAGAGAAUCAGGGACUGAUGAGACGUAUGUACGGCGAGGAGCGUCACAUAGCGGUUCUUAAAGCGGAGCUGGAGAACUUCAUUGAUGAUGAAGAUGACAACAACAACCCUGACUUCACAGAGGAUCUCGAACAGGCCAAGAACAAAUAUACCAAGAAAAAUCCACGUGCCAUGAAAGACAAACCACAUUUUAGGCCAAUACAGUCGAACAGUGAGAAACAGAAGAAAGUUGACAGUGGCUUAGGAGUGAGACCUUUAGAGAGUUAUAACAGUUCGAGUUCCAGUACAGACAGAAACACUACGACCGAGAUGAGCAACGAUACAUUGGAAGAAGACGCGGGGGUCUCAUACAAGACGAAGCUGGAAAGCAUCGCGAACAUCGAAAUAAACAAUCUGGACCCUGACGUCAUCACACUAGAAGCAGUCAUCAAACAGAGCAUCGAAACUAACAGCAUCUACCCGAAGUUCUCAGCAGCUUCGAAGACAGAGGCUCAGGAUGAUAAGAAUAAUACUAAAGGAAACUCCACGUUCAACGAGAGUAUGAGUACAACAGAAAUAAACGACGAACCCUACGACGACGGAACCACGGAGAAAGAUGCGUGGAAUGGCACGGACGGGUCCACACUACCUCCUACACUACUGUUCUCAGAACACGAGAAGGUUAAAGAAACAGAUAACAGAGACGGAGACAAGGAGAGCCAGGACGCGAACACUAAACCUACACAUCAGGAAACGAUGAGGCCCGCGGUCAUUAAGCUGAGAGGAGCUAAUGCUUGCGAGACCAAAGAGGAGAUGGCGGCUCCGUUCUGGGCUAACAGCACCCGCGGCGAGAUGCUGGCGCUCCUCAACAUGUACCCCUUCGAGCAGUACAUACACCUGGAGACCUGCGUCCACAAACACAAGCAGAUGUACUGCAGGGAGGGCUGCAGAUGUGAGCAACAGUUCCGUCUCCACCGCCUGCUCGCGUACGACCCUCGUAACGAGUGUCGCGGCAUCUUCGCGGACUGGUUCAAGUUCCCCGCCUGCUGCGUGUGUCGCUGUUACGACGUGCCGCUGGAGUUCCGCGCUCGCUCGCCUCGCAUCCUGCCGCCGCAGUAUGACGACCACGUCAAGAGACUCAUCUAUGAAGACGUGGCCCGCGACUGGUACACCACACCCUUGGACGACGACCUCUACUGA
Molecule: messenger RNA, 1482 nt
Organism: Danaus chrysippus (African queen)
Lineage: Eukaryota; Metazoa; Arthropoda; Insecta; Lepidoptera; Nymphalidae
Source: the annotation of a GenBank genome assembly